AUGUUUCGAACCAGAGGCAUUAUCCGUUUUGGCCUCAUUGUGAUCGCUUUUAUCGCGGUCCUGUGGAGCACUCUUCUUUUCGCAUCUCUUGGAGGGGGGAUCGGCUUACAACAGACGAACCCAUGGCCAUUGCCCAAUUGGUCCCCACGAAACCUGGAAACGACGAGCCCCGGGUCAUCCAUCAUCAUACCUAAUAUCGUGCACUAUGUUUGGGCACUUAGAGAACCCGAAGGAGCUCUUGAAUUUCAGUUCAAACAUUUCAUCAGCAUCUAUUCAUCAUAUCUGUACCUUAGCCCAGAUGUGAUCUAUGUACACACCAACGCUCGCCCUUCGGCCAUCUCGACCGCUCAACAUCAUAGUAGCUUCUGGACACAUAAGGUGUUCGAGAUUCCUGGCGUUGUGGUCCGUCACAUUGAAGUACCGACGCAUACAAAGUAUGGAGCGGAGCUUGAACAUAUGGAACACAGGUCGGAUUUCGUACGCCCGGGUAUCUUGAGAGACUUUGGUGGCAUCUAUCUCGAUUUCGACGUUGUACCCAUCCGAGACAUGAAGCCACUGCGCGAAAGUGGCUUCAGAAACGUCUUUGGUCACGAGCUUGGCGAGAAGGUCAACAAUGGUGUCAUGCUGUCUGUCAAGGGAAGCCGUUUCAUGGACGUCUUUGAUCGAGACCAACAUGAGGUUUUCAGCGGGUGGUGGAUCGAGCACAGCGUUCUCCAGCUCACGAGAAUGGCCAAUGCCUUGAUGCCCAUCCCUAAAGAAGUACUAAUCCUUGAGCGUCAUGCCUUUAUCCCCGACGGCUUUGAUGACGUACGACAUGGUCGUCUUUUUCGCAGACAUGCAGCGCAAGCGGUUGGCAUGGAUGAUAUGCAUAUCACCCUGGAAGACAUGAAUGAUGAGGGGUUCUCUUACUGGAACUGGAGCAAGUCGAGGCCGCGACAGGACUGGGAGCUUGACUAUUCAAAGUCAUAUACAAUACACGCCCUAUCCCCUCCCCUUCACGUAGCGAAUCGGACACCGGAUUGCUUGGAGAUAUCGUGGGACUAUGUAAUGGAAAGGAAAAGCAACUAUGCAGCGCAGAUUUACCCAGCUAUGUUACAUGCCGACGGCAAACUGUCGAUCACUGAAUGGAAGACUUGA
Molecule: messenger RNA, 1137 nt
Organism: Diaporthe amygdali
Lineage: Eukaryota; Fungi; Ascomycota; Sordariomycetes; Diaporthales; Diaporthaceae
Exons: 1
Coding region: 1-1137 (378 amino acids)
Source: RefSeq, a predicted model, not a curated record